ACCCGGAAGUGGAGUUGCCGAGUCACCGCAGUGGCUGAGCUGCUGACAGGAGGCGGCGGCGGAGGAGGAGGCGAGGCCAGACCUGCGGCUCUGCCCCGCCACAGCCGCGGUAGCGCUAGGCAAGCCCACGGAACCACGCCGGCCUCAGCCCGCCAGCAAACCUCCCGCCCGCACCCACCGGUCCAUCUGAUCCGCGGCCUGCCCGCCCGACUCGUCUGGGGCGGCCUAGUCUGCACCACCCACCCGGCUCCUGGGGCCGCCGCCCGGCGCGGUCCUGUUGGCUUUCCUGGCCGCGCCCGGCCCCGGGCCCACUCGCUUGCCGGCACCAUGAUGGAGGAGAUCGACCGGUUCCAGGUGCCCACCGCGCACUCGGAGAUGCAGCCGCUGGACCCAGCCGCCGCCUCCAUCUCAGACGGAGACUGUGACGCCCGGGAGGGUGAGUCAGUAGCCAUGAAUUACAAACCAUCCCCGCUCCAAGUGAAGCUGGAGAAGCAACGGGAACUGGCCCGGAAGGGUUCUCUGAAGAACGGCAGCAUGGGUAGCCCCGUCAACCAACAACCCAAGAAGAACAAUGUCAUGGCCCGGACAAGGUUGGUCGUUCCCAAUAAAGGCUAUUCCUCGCUUGACCAGAGCCCAGACGAGAAGCCACUGGUAGCUCUUGACACUGACAGUGAUGAUGAUUUUGACAUGUCCAGAUAUUCCUCCUCUGGCUACUCCUCUGCUGAGCAGAUCAACCAAGAUUUGAACAUCCAGCUGCUGAAGGACGGCUAUCGGUUAGACGAGAUCCCUGAUGAUGAGGACCUGGACCUCAUCCCCCCCAAGUCCGUGAACCCCACCUGCAUGUGCUGCCAGGCCACGUCCUCCACUGCCUGCCACAUUCAGUAGCGGGUGGGGCCGCUGCGGCAGCUGGAGCGGGGCCACUGUGGGCCAGGUUGGACAGGGCAGGGGCCGACCCCUCCCCAGCUCAUCUGCCUGCCCCUGGCCCCGCGCCCCCUACAGCCGCCAACCUCGUAACAGUCAUUGCUUCCUCCUAUGGUAGGACGUGUACCUCUGUGUGUUCACGGAGCCGGAGAAACCAAAACCGGGUCUCUCUCCACCUGGGGGCCUGAGAAGGAGUGGGGGCUGUUUGUUCAGUUACUUGGGGGACCUCACCCAGCACUCUGCCCCCGUCCCCAAAGCUGCAGUCUGGUGGGGAGUGGGGGACUAGAUGGCAAGGAGGCCAACAGUAAAUGAGUAGGGGGAGGGAUCACAAAGCCAGGGGUUUGGCCCCACCCCAGCAAAGCCAUGAACACCCCCAGCCUCAGCCUGAAAAGGAAAGGGGCUUGGAAGAAGAAAGGCCCAGGGCAGUGGGGGCAGGGCCCAGCACCUGGAGCCCCCUCCACGUGCACCAUGCCAACCCAUGUACCUAUUUGCAUUUCUCCCCUCAUCUCCAGAUGGGAAGCCUGGCAAGCUGGCCAGUGGGAUAUUGCCCUCUACCCAUCGGAUCACUGCCUUCUUCCUCCUCUUUGCCCCAUUCACACCCUUCCUUGCUCUCUGGGUUGAGGGUAAGGUGGGCCUUAGAGACAGGCCAGAGUUUGGGGUGGUAUGAUCUGUCCUCACCCACCCCUUACUAACACAUCUGUCAAGCCCCCUCCCCCCGCUCCCAACGCUUCUGUUCACUGGUCUCUGUCCCAGGUUGGAAGCAGGAGGUAAGGCUGGCCUUGAAUGCCCCAUUCCCAUCUCACUCCAGUCUCCCUCCAGCCCAAGAUUCUGGAUGCUGCUUCUCAGUAAGAAUCUUCAAGGAAGCAAGCUUAGGAGAAAACAGUGGCUUCGUGUUUAUGGUAGGGAGAGCUUGGCAGAAUGUGUGUGUGCCUGGGGAUGUCAUGGUGUGCGUCUGUGUCUCUGCAUUGAGGCUGUCUCUCUAGAUGUCUGUUUCUGUCAUAGAUGGUGGGGAUGUGACUGUGUGGUCUGUUAACAGUGUGACAGGCUGUUCAGCAGGGCGGUGAACUGAGAGCCCUGGCCUGGAAGUUCUAGCUCUGGCACUCUCCCUGUGGUCUCCAACAAGCCACUUACAUUCUCCGGGCUUCAGUCACCUCAACUGUAAACUGAGCAGCUUUUGCAGUGAUUUUUAAGGUCCUUUCAAAUUGAAGGAAUUUCCUCACUAGGAAUUUUUGUGGAGGUGUAUAGGAAGAUCUCUGUGUGUCUUUGAGUGCACUUAGGGGGCUUCUGAGUUGUAUGUCUGUGUGGAAAAGAGAGGGGGAAGUUCCUAUGGGACCUGUGAAUAUCUGAGUGCAUGCGGAUCUACUAGGGAAUACUUGUGUGUGUACGGAUGUAUAUGUGUGUGGGUAUCUACUGUGUGUGUAGCUGUAUGGGGUGUCUGAGUCAGAAUGUGUGUACUGCUGCUUCCGCUGCUGCUGGUGCAGGGAGGGUGGUGCCAGAAAAACUGAGGAUGAAAAACAAGAGGAAGGAGGUGACCAAGACCCUCCCCUGGCACUGGGCAAUAUAGACCUGACCCUAUGUGGAAAAAAACGAAAGCACAGGUGGCCUAAGACUGCGCAGGUCUAUGCCCCACAAACUCCAUACCCCAGGGCCAGGGUGUACACCGCCCCCAUUCCUCCACGCUGACACCCCACACGUGCUGGUGUGUCCACUCAUAUAUACCACUCACACGCUGCAGGCGCGUGAAGGACACCCACAGCCCACUCCCUGGAUGCCAUUCCUGAGAGGUGGGAGCUGGGAGGGGGAGAGGGUACUGAGAGAAGAGAGUAAGACUGCUAGCUUAGGGAAGGUAGCAGCUCUCCCUGCACCACAUCCAGGGGCUGCCAACACCCAAGUGUCGAGGUGCAGCUCUCUACCCUCUUUCCUCCAACCUACCCCUACCUCCUCUAGUGUAGGGGCCCUGGUUAGAUGAUGAGAAAAUGCCAAAGGGAGGCACGACAGAGAAGGCACCCGCAGGACCCACAAGGCCUGUACUGGCCCUCAUAUGAGCCCGUUUCUCCCACUGUGGUUAGAUCCCUACACCCUAUCACCUGGGCCCCAGAGCCAAGCCUACUACUACUGUCACCACCACCCUGGGCUCCUUGACUCGCCCUUUGAGAACAUGGGUAUCUCCUCUUUUCCAGACAGGGUCCCAUCAGGACUCAUGUAGACUGCUACCUUUGCUGCUGACUUGCUGUGUGUCUGGCCCACUGCUGAACCCCUCUGGCCCUGAGGAACCAGGGAAAAGUUCCCUCCCCACAGGACACGCCUAGUUACCUGGCAGGCAAGGGCUUCUGAGUGAGGCAGUGUACAAGUAGUGGAGAGAGGUGGGAAGCUGGCAGCUAGCACCUUCCCUGUCUGGGAGGUUGGAGGAGAGGCAUCGAGGCCUUAGCUUGCCCCUGUCACCCUUCCCCCUUGUAGAUACUGCCUUAACACUCCCUCUACCCUCAGCUCUGGCUGCCACCCAGCCAGGUUUCUCCGUGCUCACUAAUUUAUUUACAGGAAGGUGUGUGGAAGACAUGAGCCGUGUAUAAUAUAUUUUUUAACAUUUCCAUCGCAGUAUUGACCAUCAUCCUUGGUUGUGUAUCGUGUAACACAAAUAAUGAUAUUAAAAGCAUCAAACAAG
This is a messenger RNA of Hipposideros armiger (great roundleaf bat), 3583 nucleotides long. It is a transcript of the gene FAM219A, whose product is annotated as family with sequence similarity 219 member A. The transcript has 6 exons. The record is from RefSeq and is a predicted model, not a curated record. The coding region runs from base 328 to 885 and encodes 185 amino acids. NCBI's taxonomy places the organism in Eukaryota, Metazoa, Chordata, Mammalia, Chiroptera, Hipposideridae.